GAUAUUAGCGUCACAUCGCUAACCAGAGAGCUAGUGUGAUUCUCGGUGUAAAAAAUGUGUAAGGUCCAAAUGCUGAGAGAGUUGAUGGAACAGCGACUAAAUGCUGUUGUUGAAGAGAUAUUUGGACUGUUUGAAAGAAUCAUAGAAGAGUACGAGGAGCAACUUUCUCGAAUAAAAGAGAACGGGCGACAACGCGAGUUAAUGUGCAGCGUCUUCAAACCGGAAGUUCACUCACUCGCAGCAGACAUCCAGCAGGUGUCCGUGGAGAGUCUUAAAAAGGUUCCCUCCCAGCAGCAGGAGUGGAGCUCCAGUGUGGGGAAAGAAGAACCAGAAUCCACCCACAUUAAAAAGGAAGAGGUAGAAAGCUGGGAGCAGUGUCAAGGGCUGGAGGAGGCCGACAUUACCAAGUCGACAUUUACUGGUGCCCAUGUGAAGAAUGAAGAUGAUAAAGUCAAAGCUCAGUCAUCACAGCUUCAUCACAGUCUAAAUGAGGAGAACAUACCGGUGGAGCCUCUAACUCAACACAUGACAACAGAAGAUGAUAGAGUGCGCUGUGGAGGACCACAAGGAGACGGCAUCUUUGCACCACAGUCAGAUAUGAACGACAUGAUGUCACACUCUUCUGAGACUGAUCACAGCGACGACGCUAAAGAAAGUUUGGAGAGGAAUAAAGGCUCUAAGGGUGAUAUGAGACAUCACACGGACAACAAAUCAUUUGACUGCUCUGAAUGUGGGAAAACAUUUGAGAAAAGAGCGAGUUUGACCAGACACAUAAGAACACACACUGGAGAGAAACCUUUUGCUUGCUCAGUUUGUGCUAAACGGUUCUCCUUAAAGGAACACAUGAAAAGACACAUGAUGAUACAUACGGGGGACAAACCCAUCUCCUGUUCCAUUUGUUUUAAAAGAUUCAGAGAUAAGUAUGAAAUGCUGUCGCACUUCAAAACACACACUGCAGAGAAACCUUUUCCCUGCUCAUUUUGUAGGAAAAGUUUCUUGAGACAGGACGAUAUGGUCACACACAUGACAGCACACAGUGGUGAGAAACAGUUCACCUGCUCGGUUUGCAUGAAACGUUUUUCUCGAAAGGAUUAUUUGAUAAUACACAUGAGAACACACUCAGGCGAGAAACAUUCUUGCUCAGUUUGUCAUAAGAGAUUCUGUAGUAAAAAGUAUGUCAUGAUACACAUGAGGACGCACACUGGGGAGAAACCGUUUAGUUGCAAUGCAUGUCAUAGGAAAUUCACUUAUAAGUAUCAAGUCAACAGACACAGUUGUGCUGGUGACAACAGCGGUGCUAAUUGACAACAUAGAUGGUAUACAACACAUUGUUUCAUCAUCUAGACUAGCAAUGUAAAAUAUAUUGUUCUUAAUAAAUAUAUAAUUCCACCAACAGUGAUUUUGUUAAAUCUAUAGGAAAGCUAUCUAUACAUUAGCAAAAAUCACACAUCACACGGGUCAGAGGUGUGUAUAAGCUUGUGUAUACUGUAAGAUAAAAUGUUAAAACAAACCUCCCCAGUACCGUUGAGUGACCUCACAGUACAUAGUAAUGUUGCUCCAUAUUUGCAGGGAAAAUGCAUGCACAGUGUAUCCCACAGGACAUCCUCAAGUUUCAAGUUUAUUAGCCAUAUCAACAGUAUAGGUAUACAGUGGCUAGGAAUGUAUUUGGUGUGCUCACAGUUUGACAGUACAAUCACGACAAUACAGUACAACUCGAGAAACAAAACUAAGGAGGGGUCAAAAACAGCACAUACAGUAGAAGACAGGAAUGACAGCGUACGAACAUUGAAGAAGUGCAUUGGUAAAAGUGCAUGGUUGUACAGGGCUGCUGGAGUAACAGCGUGCAAAAUAAGCAGAAGAGGUAGUAGGUCGGUAGUGGAGUCCAGCAAGUGUUAGCGCAUAUUGAAGUGGCAGACGGCUUGUGGGUGGGUGCUGUCCCUAGAACGUGUGGUUUUGCAUGUGAUGCUCCGGUACCUUCUACCUGAUGAUAGGAGUGUGAAUAGAUGGUGUGCUGGGUGAGUGGGGUCGGAGGUGAUGUUCUUGGCUUUCCUGGCAAUUCUGGUGUUGUAGUGUGAGGCUAAUGUGGGCAGAUUGUGGCCAUUGGUUUUAGAGGCCCUGCAUACCACCUCCAGCUGUUGCCUAUCUUGGCUGGUGGUAUUGCCAUACCAGACCACGAUGAAGAAGGUGAGCAUGCUUUCUAUUGUGGCACGGUAGAAAUGGAUCAUGCCUGUUUGACUGACCCCAAUUUCCUCAGCUGUCGGAGAAAGUGUAAUCUUUGGUGAGCUUUUGAAAUGAUGAGACUGGUGUUAAGGUUCCUUGACCUGGACUGAUGGAUGGUGGUGCCGAAAAAACGAAAGGUGUCAACUCGCUCCACUACCUGAUCAUUAAUGCAGAUGGGGAUGUGCUGGCCUGCCUUUUUCCUGAAGUCCACUAUGAGUUCUUUGGUUUUUGAUAUGUUGAGUGUAAGAUUGCUGACUGCACACCACUGUACUAGAUGUUUGACCUCGACGCGAUAUGAUGUUUCAUCCUCAUCGCGUAUGAGGCCUAUACAUAACUGUGGUGUCGUCUGCGAAUUUUAGGAGUUUGACAGAUGGAGAAUUGGAUAUGCAGUUGUUGGUGUAUAGGGAGAAUAACAGGGGUGAUAACACACAACCUUGUGGCGCGCCGGUGUUCAGGACCUUGGUUGAUGAAAUAUUGUUUUGGAUUUUAACACACUGCGUUCUGUUAGACAGGAAGUUGAGCAGCCAGUUACAGAGUGGGGGGUUGACACCCAUGGACAGGAGAGUAUUAUACAGAGUGAAACAGCGUCAUCAACUCCCCUGUUUGCCCUGUAGGCAAAUUGGUGAAUGUCCUCCAGUUGUUUAUGAUACUGUUUAUGCACAUGUGAAUUUCUCACAAAAUGCCUUGGCGUUCCUGUUAGGAUGGCACUCAGCGGAGUGCAGACCCCUGCCCAAAUAUUUUUUUUCUGCAUAACAGAUAAUAAAAAGUAGAUUAAGAUAACUGGGGGCUCCCUAUAUUUUCACGUGACUGUGAAUGACAAUUGUGGCGGCCCCGAUGUGUUGUGGUCAAAAUGCUUUUGAAGACAUGCGAGCAAAGAUUAAUCGAGAUAUCCUCGUUUAUUUGUUUUAUAAUCACAUGACACAUGGCCAAUGAUCUAUAGACAGUCAGUUGCAAAAUCCCACCCUUGUCCCUGCAAAGAUAUUUUGUUUUAAGUUUUUCGAACUGUCUCGUUCAAAUUUUACACACGUGCUUGUAGGUCCGCUAAAGAUGUGUACCACGUUUCGUGGUGAUUCGGCUAAACACCCUUAAGUACAGCGGGUGUUUUGAAUAGCAGCACAUUGAGCUGUGUAAGAAAUUUCAAGUUAAUCUGACUUGCAGGGGUCAAACUUUUUCAUUUUUAACUUUUUAAUAACAGCUUGACCGUGUGGUGUAUUUGUCAGAAAAACGAUAUCGCAAGCAAACGAGUUGGGGUGCAUGUUUUACGAACUUUUCACCCUUUUGUGUGCAGCGGUGGUGGAGUAGAAGUUAGCUUACACAAACAUACUGACAAUCGGCGUGUAGCAUACUGUAUAUGACGAUACUUGUCAGACGGCGAUAAUUGCUUUCAGCACAACAGGGUAGGAGAUGUGUGAAACUUCACACCCCUGUUUCUGUAUUGGAACAUUCUCUGACACACAGGUGCCAUCACGCCUUUUGUUUGGGCCCGGAUGCUAUACCCCUGAAGGUGGAAUAUUGCCUGAACGAUUUUACCCGCUCUUUUCUCCAUCAGUGUUAUUUGUAAAGAUGGGAGUUGGAUUACAUUACAUUAGAGAACUUUAUUGAUACCAUGUAUAGCAGCAACACCGUAUGCGGAAUACUCUGUAUCUAGACUAUACUAUAUUUAUUUAAAUAGCUGUGACUCACAUCCUGUUCAUGAAUGCUGUGAAUGCAGGGAAGGGUGGAGGUGUGAUGAGUGCUUUAAUGCUGUCUGGGUGGCAGCGGACGCGGUAAUCAGAGAGUGUUGAUGAUGGAGGAGCAUGGCUGGGGGUUGGGAAUAUUCUCUUUUCAAACCUAUUCAGUAGAAUAUAUUCAUUUUCAUAACCGUUUUUUCCCAUGUGGAUGUUCUGUAUAAACAUCACUGACUCGGAAUGGAACAGUCUGCCUUAAAGAGGGGGUAUGUCGCCUGUGUGUAGGGAGGGGUAUUCAGCAAUGCACGACAAGGGUGUGUGAAGUUCAACACCUUACACUCCAAGUAACCAAGUAAAUACAGUAUCAGUAUUUCCAAUACAAAUACUUUUUUACGGGAAAGUUUUCAAGGUCAUUCUAGGAUUUGGACUUUUAAUUUGUUGCUCAUGAUUAUAAUCGGAAAAAAUACAGGAUAACGAUUGUAGGCAAAUAAAAAACAAUAUUUUAUCAAUAGACUAUUGAGCAAUAUCAACAAAAUUAUACAGUUAUUGCCUUUUUAUUGUCUUUGUUAUACAUACAAUUGUUUGAGCAAAAUAAAGUCAAUACUGCAAAAUAAGUUAACAAAGCAAACACAACUAUUGACUCUCAGUUAAAUGCUUUGGCUUUUUGCCCCCAAAGCCCUGCUGUGUCCAAGAACGUAUUCCCUGAGUUUGUAAACAAUAUAUAAAUAUAACAGUAUCAACACUGACGUAAUAUGAACAACACAGCAUCAAAAAAUAUAUAUUUGUGAACAUAAACAUAGAAGAGAACUGAAAAAUGUCCAUCUCGUCACGCUGGUAUCAAUUCGAUACUGAUGCUCUACUACCCUUGUUAUCACUAUUGAUAAAUGUAGGCUUAUUCUGUUAGGCCAAUUAUUGCAGGAGGAGGCUUUUGUCUCCACUUGAAUUGGGUGAUGGCACCCUGCGGCUUCCCAAUUUGCAAUGUACUACACGUGCACACACCAGCCACCGUCUGGGAAAAUAUUUGGGCACAGCACAACUUUGCAUGCAGCAAACGUGGUACGUACUGAAGCCAAAACGCAGCAACUACUGGUUGUCUGCUCGGGCUGUUGUCAUAAUUGUCAUUGUUACUUUUUUUGCCCUGUAGUCGAGUGUCUCGGUGUGUCUUUCCUGGAGGUUACCUGGCAGUGACAAUGUAAUCAAAUGAUGACACUAUGCACAGAGAUUUGUAUUUCCGCACCAACUAUUUAUGUGAGAAAAAGUAUGUCUUGCAAACGGUGCCGUGUGUAUUGGGGGAGGGUGGAGUCACUUCCGUAAAUAAAGAGGCACUGCGUGUUUUCGACAAUGUAGUUUGUCCAAGUGGCAUUGCCGUAGUAUUACAACAAUUUGGACCACACUGAAGUUAGCUGCAAGUUGUUAAGCAUCGCUACUAAAAGUACACGUGUUAUCAAAAUGUGUAAAGUCCUCUUGCUGAGAGCGAUGGUGAAGCAGCGACUGGGUGCGGCUCUGGAAGAGAUAUUUGGACUGUUUGAUAGAGCCGUAGCAGAGUACGAGAAUGAACUUUCUCGAACAAAAGUGGAGAACGAGCGACAACGCCAGUUGUUGGAAUCUGUUUUCAUGCCUGGGAUGGGGACACGCAGAUCAGGCAUUCAGAAGAUGCCGUUGGAGAGUCAAGGGGAGGUUUCCUCUGAGCAGCAGGAGUGGAGCUCCAGUGUGGUGCAGGAGGAGCUGGAGCCACCCCAUAUUAAAGAGGAAGAGGAGGAACUGUGGGAGCAGUUUCAUGGGUUGGAGCAAGCUGACAUGACCAAGUUCCCUAUAAACAGGGAGGACAAUGAAGACAAAGCUCAGACUUCACAGCGUCAUCAUUGCCAAAGGGAGGAGAACAGCGGGGCGGAGCCUCUAACUCAACACAUGACAACAGAAGAUGAUGGAGGACCACAAGCACCCAGAAACUUUGCUCCACUGUCAGAUGUGGACGACAUGAUGUCACACUCUUCUGAGUCCGAUCACAAUGACGACACCAAAGAACCUUUGGAGACUAACAAAGAUGAUAUAAGACAUCACAUUGACUACAAACACUUUGACUGCUCUCAGUGUGGGAGAACAUUCAACCAGAAGUGUAAUUUGACAUUACACAUGAGAACACACACCGGAGAGAGACCGUUUGCUUGCACGUUUUGCAAUAAAAGAUUCUCCUUAAAGCAUCAUGUGAAAAGACACAUGAGAAUUCAUACUGGUGAGAAACCCUUUCCCUGUUCAAUUUGUGGAAAACGAUUCAGAGAAAAGUAUGACAUGAAAGUACACAUGAGAACACACACUGGGAAGAGACGUUUUACCUCCGGCAGCGCAGCUCAACUCAACACAUGACAACAGAAGCUGAUGGAGAGCACUGUGGAGGAUCACAAGCAGACUGUAUAACGACUGAGGCUUCCUAACAAGAUCUGACAAUUUGAGCAGGACAAGAACUACAGAUGUCCAGCAGGUGUCAUUGCAGAAUCAAGAAGAGAUUCCCUCUGAGCAGCAGGAGUGGAAUCUCCAGUGUGGGCUAGAAGGAGCCAGAGCCCCCCGACAUGAAGAGCAAGAGGGGAUGAACAACACAUGACAAUAGAAGCGUGAUGGAGAGCAUUUUGAAGAAAAUACACAGUCAGAACCAAACAGCAUCUUUGCGCCACUGACAUAUCAGACUCUUCUGAGGCCGAUCACAGUGAUGACACCAAAGAACCUUUGGAGAGUACCAAGGACUCUAAAGAUGAUAUGAGAAAUCACACUGACUGCUCUGAAUGUGGGAAAUCACAUAGCCAGAGGGCAACUUUGAAAAGACACACAACACGCUGGAGAGAAACCUUUUGCUUGCUCAGUUUGUGCUAAAAUAUUCUCCUUAAAGGAAUAUUUAACAAGACACAUUAGAACACAUACAAAAGAGAAACAUCUUCCCUGUUCAGUUGUGCUAAAAGGUUUAGAGACAAGUGUCACAUGAGAACGCACACGUGUGAGAAACCUUUUCCCUGCUUAGGUUGUAUGAGCAGCUUCUCUAGUCUAAUGGCUCUCAUGUUAUACACGAGAAAGCACGCUGCAGCGAAAUGUUUGACUUCUAGCAGCUCAACUUGACACAUGACAACAGAAGAUGAUGGAGAGCACUGUGGAGGAUCGCAAGCAGACAUUAACUUUGCUCCACUGUCAGAUAUGGACGACAUGAUGUCACACUCAGUUCUGAGACCCAUCACGCUGAUAAACACUUGGAUUGCCCUGAACUCGGGAAAACACUUGAUAAAAGUGGAAAAAACAGACACAUGAUAACACACACAGGAGAGAAACCUUUGCGCUAAAAGACUGUCAAAGACUCUCAUUUGACAAAUCACAUGACGACCGAUACAGAGGAGAAAUGUGUUUCCUGUUCAGUUUGUGCCAGAAGAUUCUCAAACAAGUGUAGCCACAGGCUACUCAAAAGGCACAUGAGAUUACACACUGGUGAGAAACCUUUUACCUACCUGCUUAGUUUGCAUGAACAGCUUCUCUCGUCAAUGAUGUCUCAUGGUACACAUGAGAAAACACACUAAAGAGAAGAAACAUUUGACCUGCAGCAGCUCAACUCAACACAUAACAGAAGAUCAUGGAAAGCGCCCUGAAGGAUCACACGCAGACAGUAACUUUGCUCCACAGUCAGAUAUGAAUGACGUGACGUCACAGUCUUCUGAAACCCAUCACAGCGACGACACCAAAGAACCGUUGAGUAAAAAGGAGUGAUACAAGGGGGGCAGGGUUACGUUUUGACUGCUCUCAGUGUGAGAAGACAUUUGACCGUAGGAGACAUAUGGUAACACACACCAUGGAGAGAAACCUUUUGCUUGCUCAGUUUGUGGUAAAAGACUCUCCUCUAAGGAUUAUUUGACAGGCAGACGAUACAGAACCCCACCGGCCCGCAAAAACAUCUACAAGAAAUUCUUUAUUCCAGUUGCAGUAACUAUCUUAAAUAGCGCCCGGUAGCACUGUUAUUCUUGUAUUGUAGUAUUUUUUUGUUUGUGACUUACAGUAUGUUUUUGUUGUGUGUUUUAUAUUGUACUUCAUUCUGAGUGAAUUUUUAUAAGCCGUGUUGGAAGACUAAUUUCUGUUCUAUAGAGCAGACAAUAAAGUUCUACUCUAUUCUAUUCUAUAUAACA
Dunckerocampus dactyliophorus (ringed pipefish) is the source of this 8041-nucleotide messenger RNA. Its product is annotated as zinc finger protein OZF-like. The record is from RefSeq and is a predicted model, not a curated record. Gene Ontology annotation, cellular component: nucleus. Lineage: Eukaryota; Metazoa; Chordata; Actinopteri; Syngnathiformes; Syngnathidae. Gene Ontology annotation, biological process: regulation of transcription by RNA polymerase II. The transcript has 4 exons. The coding region runs from base 55 to 1305 and encodes 416 amino acids. Gene Ontology annotation, molecular function: DNA-binding transcription factor activity; RNA polymerase II cis-regulatory region sequence-specific DNA binding.